CUCACAGUCAUGAUCAUUAGUAACAUUACUAAAUGGAGACUAGGGAAAGUAUGAUGAGAUGAGACAGUUUAACAACAGACGAAAGAGGAGAAUAUUGACGCGAUAGAAAGAAGCUGGAAUCGAAGAUUGGGGGAUAUAAUAGAAGAAGAUGAGGACGCAAUCUCACAGAAAGAUAUCCAUCGAAUCAAUCGAAACAUCAUCCGAAAAUGUCUUCCUCCGCUUCCUUUGAGCCCAUGCCGGCAACGGCCGCGGCUACAAUUGCAAAAUAUCACAUCAUCACACCAGAUAUCGCAGGUCUUUUGGAGCUGGAGAUUAGCCAGGCUGAACAUCGCGUCAACCUCAUCAACUUCUGGCAAAUCGCUCCAGGCAGCCGAGUCCUCGAGAUCGGAUGUGGUCAAGGCACAACUACUGCAGUCUUGGCCGAAGCCGUUGGCCCCACUGGCCAUGUUGAUGCCGUAGACCCUGGUCCGCCAGAGUAUGGAUCUCCUUGGACACUUGCCCAGGCUCAAGAGCAUCUCUCGGCCGGCGUGGUCGGUGACCGCAUCUCGUGGAACUUUGCCGAUCCGAUCGACUACCUGGCUGAGAAUGCCGACAAGUCGUGGGAUUACGUUGUCUUUGCCCACUGCAUCUGGUACUUUGAUUCGCCUGCCACGCUCACCAAGAUGCUGGGCGCUUUGAGGGGACGAGCCAAGACUCUUCUCAUUGCGGAAUAUGCCCUCAAGGCGACGAAGACGAAUGCCUUGCCGCAUGUCCUUGCUUCGGUGGCCCGAGCCACUCUCGAGGCACACAACAAAAAGAGCAUGGCCAACAUCCGCUGUCUCUCCAGCCCCGGCGCCAUCAGUGACGCUACAAAGGAGAAUGGCUGGGUUCUUGAUGAGGAGACUAUUGUGGUGCCGGAGGAGGGACUCUUGGAUGGUCACUGGGAGACGAGCACCGUCAAGAGUCCUAAAUUUUUGGAUGAAAUUGAGAAGAAAGUUGAGGAUGUAAAAGUCAAGGCGCUUUUGCGAUCUGCUAGAGAUGGGGUUAUUGGAGUUUUGGACACUUUUGAUUUGAAGAAGUCGUGGACUAUGGAUGUUUGGGUUGCCAAGUUCCACUGAAAGCGAAAUAAUUAUGUCGCGAGAAUGUCUGUGAUCUAUUUGUUUUUAUCAUCAUAGCAAUUGAUACUCUAUUGCAACAGUUCAUAGCGAAAUGCACAAA
Molecule: messenger RNA, 1197 nt
Organism: Trichoderma harzianum CBS 226.95
Lineage: Eukaryota; Fungi; Ascomycota; Sordariomycetes; Hypocreales; Hypocreaceae
Exons: 1
Coding region: 207-1097 (296 amino acids)
Source: RefSeq, a predicted model, not a curated record